AUGACGAUGUCGUACUUACUGCUUCUGGGCGUGCUGCUCCUCGCAGCAACUUCUCAGUCUGAAACUCUAGACACUCGUAUUGUCGGAGGUGAAGACACAAUCAUUGAGAAUUAUCCAUCUUUGGUACAAUUGGAAUAUUUAAACCCUUAUUAUGGAACUUGGUCUCAGGAUUGUGCGGCUAACAUCUUAACUACUUACUGGGUUCUUACAGCCGCACAUUGUUUCGUCGAAAAUGAUAGAGUGGAGUUCAUGCGGAUACGAGCAGGUUCCACUUACCGUAUGACUGGUGGAAGCGUGCACUACAUUGACUUAGUGCGCAAUCAUCCCGACUACGGCGUAGCGAUUGUCCACGACGCUGAUAUUAGUGUCAUGAAACUGCUAACUCCUGUAGUGUACUCGCCUUAUAUCCAAAAGGGUACAAUUGCCAGACAGGGCUUUGUUGUGCCAGACAAUUAUCCUGUUGUGCAUGCUGGUUGGGGUGGUAUCUACACUAAUGGGCCGUCAUCAUACAUUCUUCAACAUGUACAAAUUUACACGAUAAACAGAGAAGUGUGUGCAAGGCGAUAUGGAGACGGUGUAUCAUCAUCAAUCACUGACAAUAUGAUCUGUGCUGGAAUCCUCGAUGUGGGUGGUCGUGACGCUUGCCAAGGAGACUCCGGCGGUCCACUGUACGCUGAUGACGUCAUAAUUGGUAUCUCGUCCUUUGGAAAUAACUGUGGUGAUCCUUAUCACCCUGGUGUCAGCGCUUCUGUCGCUGCUUUCUCUGAUUGGAUUAUUGCGAAUGCUCGGUAA
Colias croceus (clouded yellow) is the source of this 792-nucleotide messenger RNA. Its product is annotated as trypsin, alkaline B-like. Gene Ontology annotation, molecular function: serine-type endopeptidase activity. The coding region runs from base 1 to 792 and encodes 263 amino acids. The transcript is spliced from 4 exons. The record is from RefSeq and is a predicted model, not a curated record. Gene Ontology annotation, biological process: proteolysis. Lineage: Eukaryota; Metazoa; Arthropoda; Insecta; Lepidoptera; Pieridae.